UUACCUCGAAUAGGAAAAUGUAUGCCGUGGGAUUUGGAAAGCAGAAGUCUGCAAAACCAAGGAGCCCACUGGAACACUGGAAGACGAGCAGGAAAAAACAAUGGAAAAGGGGAGCUCUCCAAGUCACCACCACCCACCCCUUCUUUUACCUACACCGAGUAACUUGGGUUCUUCGAAUUCACUCAGUCACAGGGCUUCAGUGAAGGAUCAUCGAUCAUCAUCAUGUGGAGGUUCAUGGGAGGAAGAUUUAGUAGAUCAACGAGGUGCAUGUCAAGCUCAAGUAGGGCCUUUGGAUGGUGGGAGCAUGUGAGCCCAGCUCCUAAGGACCCCAUCACUGGUGUAACCGAGGCUUUUCUUGCUGACACCAACCCCAACAAGAUCAAUCUUGGAGUGGGAGCUUACAGGGACGAUCAAGGGAAACCAGUUGUUCUUCAAUGUGUUCGAAAUGCGGAGGCAAAGAUUGCUGCUUGCGAGUUCCCGGAGUCAAAUGCUACUGCAGUGGCUUCAAAGUUGGUGGAGGAGAGUGUGAAACUGGCUUAUGGAACACAUGCCCAUGUCGUAAGAGAAGGGAGGGUUGCUGGACUUCAAGCCCUCUCUGGUACUUGUGCGUGUCGUCUCUUUGCUGAGCUUCAGAGGCGUUUCUAUCCUAGAUCACCAAUUUAUUUACCUUACCCAACUUGGUCCAACCACCACAAUAUAUGGAGAGAUGCCCAAGUUCCAGAAAGAGGCUUCCGGUACUACAAUCCCAUUACAAAGGGUUUAGACUUCGCAGCUCUCAUGGAUGAUGUCAAGAAUGCCCCAGAAGGUUCUUUUUUCUUGUUUCAUCCAUGUGCUCACAACCCAACUGGGGUUGACCCUACUGAGGAACAGUGGAGGGAAAUCUCAUAUCAAUUUAAGGUAAAGAAUCACUUUCCCUUCUUUGACAUGGCUUAUCAAGGUUUUGCAAGCGGAGAUCUUGACAUGGAUGCCCAAGCAAUCCGUAUUUUUCUUGAAGAUGGACAUCUGAUCGGCUGUGCUCAAUCCUUUUCCAAAAACAUGGGGUUAUACGGACACCGAGUUGGUUGUCUCAGUGUCCUAUGUGCUGAUGUGAAGCAAGCAGUCGCAGUUAAAAGCCAACUGCAGAAGAUUGCCAGGGCAAUGUACAGCAAUCCUCCUGUUCAUGGUAUUUUGCUGGUCUCCACGAUCUUAAAUGAUCCACAGACCAAGGCACUUUGGAUCAAAGAGGUGAAGGUCAUGGCAAAUCGUAUUCAACUAAUGCGGGCUACUCUGCGUGAACGUCUUGAGGAGUUGGGUUCUCCUCUCGACUGGGAGCACAUAUCUAACCAGGUUGGGAUGUUUUGCUUCUCCGGCUUAACCCCUGAUCAGGUUGAUCGGCUAGUAAGGGAAUUCCACAUAUAUAUGACUAGAGAUGGACGAAUAAGCAUUGCAGGUGUAACUACAAGCAAUGAUUUGUAGCAUAGGUUAUACUGCAAAUCUUGAUGGGAUUCCCAUCCUGGCGAGAGAAAAAUGAUAAAGUAUCAGGAGGUCGUUAUUUUGUGUGAAAUUUAUCCCAUACAAAUGAUGAUGGCCCGCGUGCACGUGAUAGCUGCAGAGCUGCCGACAAAUUAGAUAACGAGAGAGGUUUGAAUUUGGUAAGGUUCUCCAGCCUCUUCUUCCUCGAUUAAAAUUGCAAACACCAAAAUCUUCUGAGACGUGCUACGAUUUUCUUGGUUGAUGAGACAGACAAAGGUAGCUUGGUUUUGUGUCAUUGGCUUUUCUUCUGUUCAAUCAUUAAGGAAAUAACUUUCAUAUAAACUGCAAUUGUAUGAAGAAAAUCAUACAUAGCCGCCAGUGGAAAAUGCUGACAAAUGAUACGGCAGCAUCAUUUGCUACGAAACUGAAGGGCCAGUAAGCAUCUUAUGCUGUGAAAGCAGCUACAAUUUGUUUAUUGAAUUACAAAAUGUUGAUUUCUCUGCAUUAGGGACCAGAGAGAUCUCAAUGGAACUCACUUGUUCAGGCAUGUGCUUGAGCAGCUCGAGAUUUAUUCCGGCACAUAUGUAGAGAAUAUUAAUUAAAUUAUUAAAUCAAUUACUUUUUAAUACAAUAAUUUAACAUGGUAUUAGAAUAGAGGUCUUGAGUCGAAACUUAACUCCUUGUCCCAGCUAGAGAGAGAAGCUCUCACUUCUCUCUAAAGCGAUUUUAGCACGACUGACUUCCCCAUUUUGCUGUUGUUUCCACCAUGGGAGGGAAAGCUUCCAUCCCCUUUGCCCCUUCAUCCUCAUCUCCCUCUCCCAUCCACCCACCCGCCCUUCUUCCCCAUCAACCAAUAAAUUUGAGAGUUUUCUCUCUGAAUCCAAAGUGGGCUUUGCACCGGAUGUUCCAUUCCCGAGUCGGCUUUGCACCAGUUUUAUCUUCCAAUUUUCCAAUUUUGUACUUGCUUUCCUCUAACCAAUAGCGUCUCUCCGGCCUAUCCCCCAUCACCUACCAUGUUUUGAGGAUUUUAAUAUUUGGUGUUUGGUGUUUGG
Molecule: messenger RNA, 2504 nt
Organism: Alnus glutinosa
Lineage: Eukaryota; Viridiplantae; Streptophyta; Magnoliopsida; Fagales; Betulaceae
Product: aspartate aminotransferase, mitochondrial-like
Exons: 11
Coding region: 223-1455 (410 amino acids)
Biological process (GO): biosynthetic process; amino acid metabolic process
Cellular component (GO): mitochondrion
Molecular function (GO): pyridoxal phosphate binding; L-aspartate:2-oxoglutarate transaminase activity
Source: RefSeq, a predicted model, not a curated record